AUGGAAGUAACGCGGGCUAAUUUCCAGGAAGUUCUGGAAGAAUUGGAUGAAAUUUUGACAAACUCAACAUUUUUAGCAAUUGACGGAGAAUUUACAGGACUUAAUGCUGGACCAGAUUGUAAACCUUUUGAUACACCUUCUCAGUAUUAUCAGAAAUUAAAAUCAGGGUCUAUGGAUUUUCUUCUUGUACAAUUUGGUCUCUCGGUUUUUACUUAUGAUACAGACACUGAUAAGUAUACUCAACGAUCAUACAAUUUCUAUGUAUUUCCGAAGCCAUUUAAUAGAUCAGCACCAGAUUGUCGUUUUAUGUGCCAGGCAUCAUCGAUUGCUUUUCUAGCAUCUCAGGGAUUUGACUUUAAUAAGUUAUUCCAGACAGGAAUACCUUAUUUAACUAGUAGUGAUGAAAAAAAAUUGAGUACAAAAUUAGUAGAGAAACAAAAGCUUCGAGAAGAUGGAGCAGAUAUUAUAUUUAUAUCUGAUGAUGAUAAGCCUUUAAUUGAGGAUAUUUGCUCAAGAAUAGAAGAAUUUCUUGAUUCUUCCGAUGAUGAAAUUAUGAUAGAUAGAUGUAAUGCUUAUAUCAGAAGACUAAUGUGUCAAGAAGCGCGAUUGAGAUGGCCUGGAAAAAUUAGAUUAGAAGGAAAAGUUGAUGGGACGACGCAAGCUCUUAUGGUCUAUAAAAUGGGAAGUAGAGAAGAAGAACUCAAAAAAGAAGCCGAAAGAAGAGAAAAAGAACAAGAAGAAUUAAAAGAAGCUGUUGGACUUAGUGCAUUGCUCCGAAAAAUUGCUGAUUCGGGAAAAUUGAUUGUCGGACACAACAUGCUUCUGGAUUUAUGCCAUAUUGUUCAUCAAUUUUUUGGUCCAUUACCUGAUUCUUAUUUAGAUUUCAAAGACUUAAUUCACGAUUUAUUCCCUAAACUUAUCGAUACGAAAAUUUUGUCACAAUCAUCACAACUUAAAGAUCUCAUACCUUCAUCGAUAUUGUGCUAUAUGUUAGAUACUGUUAAUCAACCUCCAUUUUCGUUACCUGAAAUAAUUCCUGUCGAGAACAGGAGCUAUAAAGUAUCAGCUGAAGUUUAUCAUGAAGCUGGUUACGAUGCCUAUGUUACUGGACUGUGUUAUAUAGCAAUGGCAAAUUAUUUAGGAUCAUUAGAAUCUACAAAAAUAUCUACAAUACUUCCAGAUUCUCCUGUCAUAAAACCAUACAUCAAUAAGUUAAUGAUUGUUAAGUUAAAAGAUUUUCCACAUAUUGAUCUUGUUGGAGAUGAUCCAACACCGGAUCGGAAUCAUGUUUUUCACAUAACAUUUCCUAAAGACUGGAAGUUAAAUAAUCUCCAACAAGUUUUCGUACCAUUUGGCGGUGCCUACGUAUCGUGGUUAAGUGACACAACAGCCUACGCGGGAUUAAGGUGUAAAGAGAAGGCGUCGAUGCUCUUAAAGAAAAUAAAAAAGACCGGUACUUUAGGACAAGCGACAGUUCAAACGUAUGCAAAAUACCAAGCAUCUCUUGAAUUAUCAAAUCAAAAAAAUAAGCAUGAAGGUAACAAAGGAGGAGACCGCAAACGGAAGCAACAAUUGUCAGAAAACUCCAGAUACAAAGUAAACCACCUAGUGUCUACUGCUGCCGCUAAUAAUGAUAAUGAUGAUGAUGAUGAUGAUGAUGAUGAUGAUGAUGAUGAUGAUGGUAAUAAUGAUGAUGGAGAUGAUAACAAACAAGAUGGUGAUGGAUGGAAAAUUGCAUCAGGUGGCGAAGGGGCCUCGAUUAAUUGCAGUGAUUAGAAGUCGUGAUAGACAGAGAUCCUAAGACGACAACGAACGCAGGACAACUUUUGCCACUUUGCCAUGUCAUUUGCCACAACUUGGAGUGGGUAUUUGUACGCUUGUCUUGUUUUCUAUAAACACUUUUCCACUUAACGAUAGUAAUUAUUUGUAACAAUUACACUCAACUAUUUAAGUAGGUGGGGUAUUAUUUAAAAUACUUGAGACUUUUGAGCUGUUAUAUAACAUUUACAUUUCAUUUAAAUGAAAUAUUUAUAUUUAAUGCAUUUUAUCCUUACGAAGAACUGAUAUAUUUAUUUUAUUCUUAAAAAUAACUUUACAUACUACAUAUUUAAAUAUUGUCAUGUAUCUACAAGCAUGUUUUUACAGUUUAUUAUCGCGGAAAUCAUUAUUGCAAUUGAUUUGUUUCAAUUACAGACUUUCCUCAGUGUCAGAUAAUAUUUUUUAAAUGC
Molecule: messenger RNA, 2228 nt
Organism: Chelonus insularis
Lineage: Eukaryota; Metazoa; Arthropoda; Insecta; Hymenoptera; Braconidae
Product: poly(A)-specific ribonuclease PARN-like
Exons: 10
Coding region: 1-1776 (591 amino acids)
Biological process (GO): nuclear-transcribed mRNA poly(A) tail shortening
Cellular component (GO): cytoplasm; nucleus
Molecular function (GO): metal ion binding; RNA binding; poly(A)-specific ribonuclease activity
Source: RefSeq, a predicted model, not a curated record